Messenger RNA from Moneuplotes crassus, 940 nucleotides. Lineage: Eukaryota; Ciliophora; Spirotrichea; Euplotida; Euplotidae. The record is from the annotation of a GenBank genome assembly.
UCACUGAUAUGAAAGAGAUGCUCAAUGCCCAAAUGGAAGAGCAAAAACGGAACAGAAAAAUAGCUGAAAAGGAAAGACAAAAGCUUCAAAAUGAGAUCCGCCUCAAAGCUGAACGAGACGAGCGUGAAAAUGAACUCAUUAGGCUUGAGACUAGACAAAGAGUCAUGAAUGAGAAAGCCAACAGAGAUAUGCAAAUCAUGCUAAAAAUGAGAGCUAGGGAAAUGGAAAUUAAAGAGAAAAAGAGAGUUGAAGAAGAAAUGCUUAAUAAACUCCAUCAAGAAAUCGAAGAUGAAAAGCAGCAGAAUAUCCAAAGAAGGAGACAAGAAAUGGAGGAUUGCAAAUAAAGUUAUUGAGUCCAUUCAGCAAAGCGAGUUAGUGAAGCUAGAGCAAAAGAAGAAGGAGAAAAUAGCUGAUAAUGAAGCUAUCAGAAAGUACCAAAAACACCUCGAGGAACAGGAGGAGAAACGCAAGAGAGAAAUUGAGAAGAAACAAGAGCUCAUGCAGAAAAGACUCAAUAAAAUGAAAGAGUCUGUUGUUGACAAACAAAAUUUAAAAGAAAAAGAAGAAGAAAUGAAACUACUCAAAUCAAUUCUUCAUAAAGAAGAACUUGAAAGGAUCAGAGAGAAGAAUGACCUGAUUAAGCUCAGAAGUAACCAAAAAGACUUCCGUGAUUACCUUGCUAGGCAGAUAAGAGAGAAGAAGCAGUUUAAAAAUUUGGAAAUAGAAAAGAAUAACGUAUUUAUGAAGGAGAUCCUAACAAGAGAUGCUAACGAACAAAAGGAGGAGAAGGCUAAAGUAGAGAAGCACAAGAACAUGUGAAAGAGAAAUCUUCAGGACCUUGACCAGCAGAUUCAGGAGAGAAAGGACAAUGUUAACCAGAUGACAUCCACUGAACUCCAGCUCAAUGCCAAACUUUUGAGUGAAUUGAAGCAAAGCUAGU